Sesamum indicum (sesame) is the source of this 1002-nucleotide messenger RNA. Its product is annotated as blue copper protein 1a. Gene Ontology annotation, molecular function: electron transfer activity. Lineage: Eukaryota; Viridiplantae; Streptophyta; Magnoliopsida; Lamiales; Pedaliaceae. Gene Ontology annotation, cellular component: plasma membrane. The record is from RefSeq and is a predicted model, not a curated record.
GAAAAUCAGCUAAUUUUCUAAAUCUCUACGACUCAGAAUGAUUGUUGAAGACCAUUUGGCUGAAAUAUAGGCAUGACUUACCUUUACCCUAGUUUCUUUUACCAAGUCAAGAGUAUAGUUUCUGCCGUUUUUAGCCGGCUAGCUCGUUUCGUGUCUUAUUAUUGCCCUAUAAAUACACUAUACGUCAACAAGCAGGCAACAAGCAAUUACAAACAGGGCUUUUCCCCACACCCAAAUCCAAAAACAAUGGCCACAAAAGGUUUCUUGAUUGCCAUCAUCGUUGCAACAGUCACUGUUCCAGCUUUAGCAACUGAUUAUGUUGUAGGUGACAACGCCGGUUGGAAACUGGGUGUUAAUUACACUGCAUGGGCUGAGGGGAAAGACUUCUUCGUCGGAGACAGACUCAUAUUCAAGUACGGCCAGGGGGCACACAACGUUCACAGAGUAAAUGGAACUGCCUUCCAACAAUGUAUGGUCCCCUCACCACUUGAGGCUCUCACUACCGGAAAUGACGUGAUUACGCUAGCAACCCCUGGAAGGAAGUGGUACAUCUGUGGCAUUGGGGGUCAUUGCGCCUCUGGAAUGAAGCUUGUAAUCACCGUCGCUUCAGCAGAAGCUCCUGCCAUGGCCCCGGCCCCGAGCAUUGGAACGUCAGCAGCAGCCAAUCAUCAGAACUCCCCUGUGAGAUCUUGUGUAUGGAUACUUGUAGCAUUGGCCAUGUUUAUGCUGAUUUCCGCGUAGUAGUGGAGUGAUAUAGCUUGUAGUUUUUUGCAUGAUCUCUUCCUUUUCGUUGAUUGAUUUCUUAUUGCAUUCCUACAUCAGUUGUCUUGUAAUCUUUUGAAAUUAAUUCUUUUGUUUUUGGUAAUGUUUUCUUGUUCUUUCAAUUGUCUAUAGUCACAUUGUUGUUGCUGUAAUUGGAAAUGUUGAAAUGAUUGAUAUAUACACUAUGUUAUUCACUUCUUGUUUGCUUGUAACAUGUGAUGGCUAGGCCAUACUUUUUGG